GAGUAAGGCAUCAUUUCAAGCAACCUGUUCUAAACGUCGUGUGGCUACAAAAAUGUUAUUUGUGGUAGCGUCUCAUCGCAUUUUGAAGUCCAAAAAUGUCCCGUCGGCUUAAGCCGUAUUUACUGGAAAGAACUUCUUUGGAUCAGCUCAGAGUCGAUGUAUCGCAUCGGGGCUCGGCACAGGCACAUGGUUCCGUUCGGGAGACUCGAGUGGGCGGGGCCUGGAGAGUGACGUUCGCCCGACGUCACUCGGCGGGUCGGUCCGGCUGUGUUUGUUUGCCAGAGGAAGAGGAGGAAGAGGAGGAAGAAGAGGCUGGUUCAUGUCGGCGGGCGGGGCUGCUGCUCUUCGCACAAAAGACGAGAAGGAGACGGAAAAGGAGGACGGACGCCGCGGGGGAUGGACCGGCCUCUGCACGGUCGGUAGCGCUCCGUCUUCGGCCGGCUUCGCUUUCAGGAUGAGCGUCGCGCUGCAGGACCUCCGCAACACGAUGUCGAGCUACAAGCGAGCCACACUGGAGGAGGACGAAGCAUCGGACGUCGCCCCCGAGGCGUCCCCGUCCCCCGACAGGCUGGAGGUGAGCUUCAGAAAGACCGCUGCGGACAUUCUGGGCAGAAGAACCAGGAUGGAGGUCCUGCUGGGCGUCCUGCUGCUUCUCAGCCUGCUGGCCCUGACCACCUGCCUGCUGGUCCUCGGACUGGCCUUCGGUCCAGUCGCCGGCGGCGGCCUGUGUCUGACAGAGGCGUGCGUGAAGGUGGCCAGCCAGAUAGUGGAGGCCAUGGACCGCAGCGCCGACCCCUGCCAAGACUUCUACCAGUUCGCCUGCGGGGGCUGGAUGCGGAAGAACCCCCUUCCGGAUGGACGGUCGCGCUGGUCCACCUUCAACAGCAUCUGGGAGCAGAACCAAGCGCUGCUCAAACACCUGCUGGAGAACGGCACCUUCAACGCCAGCAGCGAGGCUGAGAAGAAGACCCAGUCCUACUACCUCUCCUGCCUCAACACGCAGAAGCUCCGAGAGCUGGGAGCCCAGCCUCUCGUGGACCUCAUCGCCAAGGUCGGGGGGUGGAACCUGACGGGACCGUGGGAGAAGGACAACUUCAUGGAGGUGUUGAAGGUGGUGUCGGGGCCGUACCGAGCGCAGCCCUUCUUCAGCGUGGGCGUCAGCGUCGACCCCAAGAACUCCAACAGCAACGUCAUCCAGGUGGACCAGUCAGGGCUCUUCCUGCCAUCCCGGGACUAUUACCUCAACAAGACAGCCAACGAGAAGGUGCUGCUGGCGUACUUGGACUACAUGGUGGAGCUGGGCACCCUUCUGGGGGGCUCGCGGGCAUCUGCCCUGGUCCAGAUGCAGCAGAUUCUGGACUUUGAGACGCUGCUGGCCAACAUCACCAUCCCGCAGGACCAACGGCGAGAUGAGGAGAAAAUAUACCACAAGGUCACCAUCGCGGAGCUGCAGACGCUGGCUCCGGCCGUGGACUGGCUGGACUUCCUGUCGUCGUGUUUGUCGCCGCUGGAGCUGAACGACAGCGAGCCCGUCGUGGUCUACGCGCGAGAAUAUCUGCAGCAAGUCUCCCAACUCAUCGACAGGACGGAGCACAGUUUGUUGAACAACUACAUGAUGUGGACGCUGGUUCAGAAGAGCGUGUCCAGUCUGGACCAACGAUUUGAGAACGCUCAGGAUAAGCUGCUGGAAAGUCUCUACGGCACCAAGAAGUCGUGCGCGCCGCGCUGGCAGACGUGCAUCGGCAACACGGACGACACGUUGGGCUUCGCGCUGGGGGCGCUCUUCGUCAAGGCCACCUUCGACAAACACAGCAAAGACAUCGCGGAGGAGAUGAUUAACGAGAUCCGCGCUGCCUUCAAACGGGCUUUGGAGCGACUCAAGUGGAUGGACGAGGACACCAAACGAGGCGCCAAGGAAAAGGCGGAUUCCAUUUACGACAUGAUCGGCUUCCCGGAAUUCAUCAUGGACCCCAAAGAACUGGACGACGUCUACGACGGGUAUGAGGUUUCCGAAGAAAGUUUCUUCCAGAACAUGCUGAACUUCUACAACUUCUCUUCGAGAGUGAUGGCCGAGCAACUGCGGAAAACUCCCAACAAAGACCAGUGGAGCAUGACGCCGCCCACGGUCAACGCGUACUACGUGCCCACCAAGAACGGAAUCGUCUUCCCGGCCGGAAUUCUUCAAGCUCCUUUCUACGCCCGGGACCAUCCCAAGGCUUUGAACUUCGGGGGCAUCGGGGUGGUGAUGGGACACGAGCUGACGCACGCCUUCGACGACCAAGGACGCGAGUACGACAAGGAGGGCAACCUCAAGUUGUGGUGGCGCAACUCGUCUGUGGACGCCUUCCGCCAGAGGACCGAGUGCAUGGUCCGGCAGUACGACCGCUACGCCGUCAACUCUGAGCGCGUCAACGGCAAACAGACUCUCGGCGAAAACAUCGCGGACAACGGAGGCCUCAAGGCCGCUUACGAGGCCUAUCAGGUGUGGGUCCGCAAGAACGGCCAGGAGAAGAGACUUCCCGCUGUCAACCUGACCAACGAGCAGCUCUUCUUUGUUGGUUUUGCUCAGGUGUGGUGCGCCGUCCGCACGCCGGAGAGCGCCCACGAGGGCCUGGUGACGGACCCGCACAGUCCGCCGCGCUACCGCGUCAUCGGCACGCUCAGCAACUCGGCCGAGUUCAGCCGACAUUUUGGGUGCCCCGCGGGAACGCCCAUGAACACUGGGAGGCGCUGCGAGGUCUGGUAGACCGCUCGUGGCGGUCCGACAACUUAAGGAAGCUGCUUCCUCUUAACUUAUUCACUUCCUGCGCGGACUCCGGAUUCGUUGGACGGACAAAGAGACGACGACGACGAAGGAGAAGAAGAAGAAGAUUGUGCUUCUGAUGGGAAUUCGUGUCACUGUGAUGAUGAUGACGAUGAUGAAGAAAAUAUUCUCUACACAGCACGUGCGUCAUGUCAGUCGCGCUCAC
Molecule: messenger RNA, 2969 nt
Organism: Syngnathoides biaculeatus (alligator pipefish)
Lineage: Eukaryota; Metazoa; Chordata; Actinopteri; Syngnathiformes; Syngnathidae
Gene: ece2b
Product: endothelin converting enzyme 2b
Exons: 19
Coding region: 320-2746 (808 amino acids)
Biological process (GO): protein processing
Cellular component (GO): plasma membrane
Molecular function (GO): metalloendopeptidase activity
Source: RefSeq, a predicted model, not a curated record